GCGGCGGUAGCAGCGGCAGCGGCAGGAGGCGGCGAGCUUUGAGGACCCGGCGGCGGCGGGGGGAGGAGGGCAGGCGGUGGCGGAGCGGGAGGAGGGGAAGGUGCUGGAGGUGCUCGCUGUCUGCGCGGGACCGGAACACGGCCUCUCUCCCCUCCCCCCGGCUCGCGCUGCCGCGGUGUAGUUGGUGCAGCUGCCCCGGCCGACCCUAAGCGGUGGUGACGGAGGGAGAUGGCCCGGGAGCGCGGGCGCCAGUAACGGGGAGGUGCGGCGAGCCGCCGAGGGCGCGCCAAGUCCUGGUGCCGGGGCUGCCCGCCGCCCGCCCGCCUCCCGCGCGCGCGCCCGCCCGCCUGCCCGCCUGCCUCGCGGCAGCUCUCCCCCUCCCCGACACACACACACACAGCCGGGCAUUGAUGGUAAUGUAUGCGAGGAAACAGCAGAGACUCAGUGAUGGCUGUCACGACCGGAGGGGGGACUCUCAGCCUUUCCAGGGGGGUGAUGUUUUACAGGCACUUAAGUAUUCGUCAAAGAGUCACCCCAAUAGUGGUGAUCACAGACAUGAAAAGAUGCGAGACGCCGCAGAUCCUUCACCACCAAAUAAAAUGUUGCGGAGAUCUGAUAGUCCUGAAAACAAAUACAGUGACAGCACAGGUCACAAUAAGGCCAAAAAUGUGCAUACUCAAAGAGUUAGAGAAAGGGAAGGUGGGACCAGUUACUCGCCACAAGAAAAUUCACACAACCACAGUGCUCUUCAUAGUUCAAAUUCACAAUCUUCUAAUCCAAGCAAUAAUCCAAGCAAAACUUCAGAUGCACCUUAUGAUUCUGCAGAUGACUGGUCUGAGCAUAUUAGCUCUUCUGGAAAAAAAUAUUACUACAAUUGUCGCACAGAAGUUUCACAGUGGGAGAAACCAAAAGAGUGGCUUGAAAGAGAACAGAGACAAAAAGAAGCAAAUAAGUUGGCAGUUAAUAGUUUCCCAAAAGAUAGGGAUUACAGAAGAGAGGUGAUGCAAGCAACAGCCACUAGUGGGUUCACCAGUGGGAUGGAAGACAAGCAUUCCAGCGAUGCCAGUAGUUUGCUCCCACAGAAUAUUUUGUCUCAAACAAGCAGACACAAUGACAAAGACUACAGACUGCCAAGAGCAGAGACUCACAGUAGCUCUACGCCAGUACAGCACCCCAUCAAACCAGUGGUUCAUCCAACCGCUACCCCAAGCACUGUUCCUUCUAGUCCAUUUACGCUUCAGUCUGAUCACCAGCCAAAGAAAUCAUUUGAUGCUAAUGGAGCAUCUACUUUAUCAAAACUGCCUACACCCACAGCUUCUGUCCCUGCACAGAAAACAGAGAGAAAAGAAUCUGCUCCAGGAGACAAAUCAGUAUCACAUUCUUGCACAACUCCUUCCACAUCUUCAGCCUCUGGCCUGAACCCCACAUCUGCACCCCCAACUUCUGCUUCAACAGUACCUGUUUCUCCUGUGCCACAAUCACCAAUACCUCCUUUACUUCAGGACCCAAAUCUUCUUAGACAGUUGCUUCCUGCUUUACAAGCCACGCUACAGCUUAAUAAUUCUAAUGUGGAUAUAUCCAAAAUAAAUGAAGUUCUUACAGCAGCUGUGACACAAGCUUCCCUGCAGUCUAUCAUCCACAAGUUUCUUACUGCUGGACCAUCUGCCUUCAAUAUCACCUCUCUGAUUUCUCAAGCUGCCCAGCUCUCUACACAAGCCCAGCCAUCUAAUCAGUCUCCAAUGUCUCUAACGUCUGAUGCUUCAUCCCCAAGAUCCUAUGUGUCUCCAAGAAUAAGCACACCUCAGACUAACACAGUCCCUAUCAAACCUUUGAUUAGUACUCCACCUGUUUCAUCACAGCCAAAGGUUAGUACUCCAGUAGCUAAGCAAGGACCAGUGUCACAGUCGGCCACACAGCAGCCUAUAACUGCUGACAAGCAGCAGGGUCAUGAGCCUGUCUCUCCUCGAAGUCUUCAGCGCUUAAGCAGCCAGAGAAGUCCAUCACCUGGUCCAAAUCAUACUUCCAGUAGUAAUGCAUCAAAUGCAACAGUUGUACCACAGAAUACAUCUGCUCGGCCUGCGUGUUCAUUAACACCUACACUAGCAGCACACUUCAAUGAUAAUCUCAUAAAACAUGUUCAAGGGUGGCCUGCGGACCAUGCAGAGAAACAGGCAUCAAGAUUGCGUGAAGAAGCCCAUAAUAUGGGAAGUGUUCACAUGUCAGAAAUAUGUACUGAAUUAAAAAAUUUGAGAUCUUUAGUUCGAGUAUGUGAAAUUCAAGCAACUUUGCGAGAGCAGAGGAUACUGUUUUUGAGACAACAAAUAAAGGAACUUGAAAAGCUGAAAAAUCAGAAUUCCUUCAUGGUUUGAAGAUGUGAAUAAUUGCACAUGAUAUCCUAUAGGAACUGUAAAUCUCUUGCCCAGUCAUAACGUUUUGAGCUGCAUUAAGUGGACCGCUAAGCUGGGCAAAUGAAAUAACAAGGGGACGGGGAUCUGUGAGAGUCAAUUCAGGGGAAAGAUACAAGAUUGAUUUGUAAAACCCUUGAAAUGUAGAUUUCUUGUAGAUGUAUCUUCACGUUGUAAAUAUGUUUUGUAGAGUGAAGCCAUGGGAAGCCAUGUGUAACAGAGCUUAGACAUCCAAAACUAAUCAAUGCUGAGGUGGCUAAAUACCUAGCCUUUUACAUGAGAACCUGUCUGCAAAAUUAGCUUUUUUUAAAAAAAAAAAAAAGAAAAAAUCUGGGGGGUUAAUUUAUCAUUCAUAAAUCUUGCAUUUUCAAAAAUCCAGUGCAAGCGCCAGGCGAUCUGUGUCUAAGGAUACAAUUUUGAGCAGUGUACAAAUAUCAUGAGACAACUGUUCCACACUUGGACCUGAUCAGGAGCAGUGCUGCUCAUUUGUUUUGCAAAGAAAUGUUUUCGUUAUCUGUAUGUUCCAUUCCCUCUGAAGUUCUUGGCCUGAUUUUAUCCAUUUUUUUAAGGUGCCCCUUCUCUUUUCUUAGGGCACUGUUGCUGUGGCACUUUUCUAUAACCUUCUCAUUCCUGUGUACAGUAGCUGGAAGUUGCAGUGAUUGAGCAUAACCCACAUGUUUGUAUAAAUUAUUGAAAUCCAUUUGCACCCUGUAAGAAUGGACUUAAAAGUAUUGCUGGGCAAGUGUGCUGAAAGUACAUUGACGGCUCAAAUAUAAGGAAGUGGCCCAAUGAACGUGGUUGUGGGAGGGGAAAAGGAAGCAAAGCUAGUCAGAUGUGAAUUGUAUCUGUUGUAAUAAACAUGUUUAAACAAAUAAAUUUUGUUACUUUCUUUUCCUUCGGUCAGUGCAUAUUAGAAUUUGGACUACAUGGGGAACCUUUAUCAUAACUAUUCUUGUUGAAUAUUUAUAUCUUAUUACAGUUAUUCCUAAAAGGGAGGUUUUGUUUAAAUCAUAUUAACAAUAAAUUGUGGAAAAUAUGUUUAAUGAAUGUGAAAUUCAACAAGAAUGAUGAAGUCACUUCCCAAGUGGUGUCAUUUGUUCAAGCUGGUUUACUGGUCUUGCUGUUAUGGCAUUUCAUUUUGAAGGAUGUUUGCGUUGUAGUUAACUCUUCCAAGUCUGGUGCUGCUUUUUCUUAGCCAUCACAAAAUGCUCAGUUUGUAUAAUCGGAGUUUCCUGCUGUUACACAGAAAUUGUGGGAAAGCUCAGCUUUGUAUAUUGUUUCCUAAAGUAUUUUAAAAUAAAAAAAAAGAAACCAUUGCUACUAUAAAACUACCUUGUGUCUGCCCCUCCCCCCGUUUGCUUAAAAAUGUCAGUCACAUGGCCUUAGCAUGACACUGCCAGUGUUGUACCAAAUCACAGGAGCUUUUGUAUUCAGACACGUCUUUUAAACUCAAAAUUGUAACUUCUGACUUAAGGGGAUUUUCUGUUUGUUUGCCAUUGUUGGUACGCUGUGUGCUUCCAGAUCUAUCAUCACCAAAGGCUGAAUUUUGUUUUGCUCCAAAAUCAAUGUUGACUUUCUGAAAUACUUCUAAAAAUUACUUUUGGCUUUGACUAGAUUCAUUUAAUUAUAUUUAAGCUAUGGGAGGUAAUAUUGAAACUCUAACUUUACCAGCAAAUCUUAAAAGUAUUGGUGUUUGCUAACACACAUGCUAUGGUAUGGUGGAGAGGAGGGAUACUUUACCUUAGAAGCUAACUUGCUCUUGUUACAAGUACUUUUUAAAUAUCAAGAAGAGAGCAUUGUCAGGAGUUACAAUGAAAUGUUCAUACCUGUGGAGGUUUUUACCGUCUGCUGAAUUGUGCGCAUAUGUGUAAAUAGAGUCCUGAAGAACUAUGUCAAGCUAAAACCCAGAAUUUGCUUUUGUGGUCAGGUAUAGCUUAACUUGUGAGUUGCAUAAAUGAUUUUUGUUGUCAAUACUCCCUUUAUUAUGUCACUUUAUUCCUGUUUAAAAUUUACAGCCUUUGGUGGGUUAGUUAAGUAUAUUAGAAAAAAAAAAUGCUUAAUUUUCAGUAUCUUGUAGAAAUACUUUCUAAUUGUUCCAAUUGUAUUUUUGUUGUAAAAUAUUGAACUUUAAUACACAUGCUGUGCCUAGCUCCUCUUCUGAGGUGACUAAGGCAUAGCUGUUAGAGCAGGUGCAGUGUAUCCCAGGUUAUCCUUAGUUGCCAUCAAUUUGAACAUGUAACCUGGUCUAAAGAAUUUGAAAACUAGAAAUUCUGGAUAGCUCUAGAAGACAUCCCCCCCCCAUUUAAAAAGUAAAUAUUUAAACUUUGUAGCUACUGUCACCACAUGGAUGAAGAUAAAGCUGUUAGAAAAUCAUCCUCUGAAGAGAACUGGCAUCUCUAUUUUUUUUUUUUCUAUUUAGUCUUACCUUGGUUUCCAAACUUGGGGCUGUAAAUUUAAAAGUAAUAUGUAAGCACACAGACUACUUUUUUUUUUUUUUUUUUUUUUUUUUUUUUGUAAGAGUCCCUAAGUGGGCGACUAUUGUUUCAUGCUUGUUUGUAAAAUAAUCUUAGGGAGGAGAGGCUUUUCAAAAAAAGCAAAUGAGUUUGCUUUUUUUUUUCAUUCCAUGUUCUGUUUAUCAAUACCUUAGCUCUACAGGGAACAUGCAGGAAAGACUAUUUACUCUGCCUACCAGAGUCUUGCAGUUCCUACUUCAAGCUACUGUAAUUAGGUGCUGGGUUUAAGUAUCCAGAUUUCUUUUCAACACCUGUAAAUAUGGCUUUAUUCUUGUAUUUGUACAGAAGUAUACAAAAUGAUGCUAAAAAGUAAUAAAAAAUGUUUUGACUCUA
Molecule: messenger RNA, 5251 nt
Organism: Arvicola amphibius (Eurasian water vole)
Lineage: Eukaryota; Metazoa; Chordata; Mammalia; Rodentia; Cricetidae
Gene: Wac
Product: WW domain containing adaptor with coiled-coil
Exons: 14
Coding region: 411-2369 (652 amino acids)
Biological process (GO): regulation of autophagy; positive regulation of TORC1 signaling
Cellular component (GO): nucleus
Molecular function (GO): RNA polymerase II complex binding; chromatin binding
Source: RefSeq, a predicted model, not a curated record